AUGUGUCAACAGAAGCCAAAGGCGGUAAUCACGGAUGCAGAUGCCGCGAUGAUCGGCGCAAUCGGCGAAGUAUUUUCUGGUGUUUCGCAUCGCAUCUGCAGCUUCCACAUUGAAAAAAAUAUGGAGAUGCAUCUACCUAACAAGUCACUGAACGAGUUCAGGACUCUGUAUUACACCACCUCAGAGCAAGUAUUUGAGGUGCGAUGGCAUGCAUUUUACAGAAAAUGGCAAUCCCCAAAAACUAGAAUAUGGAUGAAGAGGAUGUACAACAAGAGGAAACUUUGGGCUGCAGCGUAUCUCUCUGAAGGAUUCUGGCUGGGUAUGAAAAGUAACCAGCGGAAUGAAAGUUUAAACUCUUGUCUACACCUGCACCUAGAUGGGGAAAUGACAAUUGUUGAUAUGAUUAUGCACUACGACAACGCAAUUGUCCGUCUCCGUGAGAACGAAGCCCACGACGACUGCACGGCUUCACAGACUACACCAGUGCCAAUUACUAAUUUCAGAGAACUAGAGGUUGCUGCUGCAAAAAUCUUCUCUCCUCCUGUGUUCUAUAUUAUUCAAGGUGAGCUUUCAAAGAUUGGUGGCAUAGAGAUCUUAGAAAAAAUGCAGGCAGGAGACUCAAACAUCUUCAUUGUGGCAUGGAGGAAUCAUGUAAGGACCAGUUUCUACGUGGAAUAUAGACCCAAGGAGGCAGAAAUUAUAAGGAAUGUGCUGCAGCAGGAAGGGUAG
Molecule: messenger RNA, 729 nt
Organism: Lolium perenne
Lineage: Eukaryota; Viridiplantae; Streptophyta; Magnoliopsida; Poales; Poaceae
Product: protein FAR1-RELATED SEQUENCE 5-like
Biological process (GO): regulation of DNA-templated transcription
Source: RefSeq, a predicted model, not a curated record